AUGCCCGCCCCGCCGCUGGCCGCCCCGCUGCUGCGCGCCCUGCUCGCCCGCCUGCUGCCGCUGGCCCGCAAGCGCCUCCUGCCGCCGCUCCGCCGCCUGGGGCGCCGGCUGCGCUCCCGGGAGAGCCGCCAGGCCCUGCUCACCUGCCUGCUCUGCCUCCUCAACCUGCGCAAGAAGCCGCCGCCGCCGCCCGCCCCGGGGAAGGAGCCGGCGCCGCCCGGGCGGUCUCCAUCACCGGCGCUCCCGGGCGGCGGGGGCCCCGCGCUGCCGCUUCGCCCCACGGUGCCCGGGCCGGGUCCCCCGGCCGCCCCGCUGCCCGCCGGCGGCGGCGGGGAGGGCGAGGAUGUCGGGCAGCACGGCGAGGAAGGUGCAGCCCUUCACCAUCAGCACCAAGCUCUCGCUGCCCAAGUGUGCCGCCGACUUCUCCGGGGACGCCUGCCCCGGCAUCGCCCUCGCCUCCGCUCUGGACACCCACCGCGGCCUCCGCCGCAGCCUCAACGAGCGCAUCUCCCUCUACCUGGCCCAAGCCCGGGCCAGCCCGGCCAGCCCCCCGAGGGCCAGCCCCGCAGCCCCAGCCCCGGCGAGGAUGGGGGGACCGACGAGGAGCAGCUGAACCGCAACUCCCUCGCCCGCUCCAUUAAGAAGAUCACGCUGUCCAACUGGCAUGGGGAGGCUGGUGCAGGGGACGCAGGGGGACCCAGGGACCCUGCCCGGAGCGGCGGCGAGAGGAACCACAACAACAACAACAGCAGGCCAGGGAAAGCUCAGUUCAAGGUCUUCCUCAGGAAGGACGUGGAUGCAGAGGACGAGCAGCAGGAGGCCAGGAGUCCCUGGGCCGGUGGUUUCUGCUCUCCGGUGGACAGAGGUUCCCCCUUCUAUGCGCUGACAGGACCCCCGGCAUCAUCACCCCGGAAAGAGAGCCCCAAGGGCAAGGAGCCCACCACGGCACCAAGAUGCGGUGGGCAAACCGGUGUGGGAGCAGCCCCCCUCCUCGACCCGAGCCCUCUGGUAGCCCAGUUCAACCGGGAGAUGCUGCAGGCGGAGGGCUGGGUGCGAGGCAAGCUGCGGGACCUGAAGGACGGCUGCGACCUCCAGGACUGGGAGGAGGUGGCUCAGACUCUGCAGCGGGACAUGAAGGAUUUCGAGAACACGCUGAUAAAGCUCAACCAGAUGGGCGAGCAGCUGAUGUGGCGGGUGAGCCCCAGCGCUGAGGCGGUGCGGAGGCAGCUGCUGGCCCUGCGGGACCAGUGGCAGCUCCUGAAGCAGACGGCCGCCAGCCAGAGCAAAGCCCUGGGGGGGCUGCGGAGCCUGCAGGACUUCAACAGGAAAGCCGAGCAGCUGGAGGCGUGGAUCAGGCACAAGGAGGAGAAGCCCUCCCUGGCAGCCCUCCUGCAGGAAAGCCCGGACAAGAUCCAGCUCACCCGCCGCAUCCUUGACUUGAAGCAGGAGGAGCAGCAGUUCCAGAGUCUGCACAAGGAGCUGAAUAGCCUGGCCCAGAAGCUGGAGAAACAAGGCAAAAGUGAGAGCAGGAGCAUCUCAGCCCGGCGCAAGCACCUCAACAAAAUGUGGCUGCGGCUGCAGGGGACCCUGAAGGAGCACCAUGAGGUUCUGCAGCUGGCCCUGGAGGUGGCCGCCUUCCUCCAGCAAGCGGAUACCCUGCUCGGGGCCAUCCACGCCAAGCAGAGGAGCAUCUGCAGUGUAGGGAAGCCAGGGGAGGGCGAGCCAUGCCGGGAUCGGGAUGUCAGGGACAUAGCCAGCCAGGUGAUGAUGCUGGAUGUGACUGUGUCCCAGCUCCUCAGCCUGCAGCCCAGCCUGGCAGCCCGAGUCACCCCCAAGCACCGAGACGUCAAGGAGAGCUGGGCGCAGCUCCAGCAAGCACUGAGGACGGAGAAGGCUCCAGCGCUGGCGAGCAGUUCCCCAGCAGGCGAAGUUGCAGCUCCGAGUGCAGAGCCCCGAGGAGACGAUAGCAGCCAUGGGGCUGUGGGGAAGGAAGCAAAAGACAAGUGGACGAGAGGCCCUAGGAGCAUGGUGCCGAAGGACAUGCCGGGCAAGAUGGCGGAGCACGGGAUAGGGCAGGAGAGCAGCCCUGGCUCCCCAGUGGCAGGGCAGCCCCCUCAUGGCAGGGACAGCAAAAGGAGGAGGAGAGAGACAGAGGCUGAGUGGGGGACACAGCAGCCGGAGGCCCAGGUGCAGGACGUCUGUCAGGCAGUGAACACAACUGUGUCCCCGCACAAGGAGAGCGCAGGUGCCGGAGUCCCCCCAUGUCCCUUGGGGGAUGUGGAGAGCCUGGAGGCAGCAUGGAUGCAGCGGGAACCCCUGGACCCCAGCUCCAGCGCCAGGGCUGUGCUCCUGGAAGGGCUGGCGCCGGGGGGGCCCCCAGGGAGCCCACAAGUGGAGGCCAUGCUGCGGGAGCUGGGGGAGCUGUGGGAGGACCUGCAGAGGAAGCACCAGGAGAACGGCGCCGUGCUGCGGGAAAUCGAUAAGGCACUGAGGCUGGUGGGGGAGCUGGACCGGGCCGAGCGGUGGCUGCAAGCUGUGGCCGGGUCACUCACAGAGCCGGCCACCAUGAGAAGCCCGGUGGAGCUGCGCCAGGACCUGGAGGAGAUGGGCCAGCUGGAGAGGCAGCUCCUGCUUUGUGGCCUCAAGCUCAAGGAGCUGCGGGAGGAGGCAGCGGGCGAGCCGCCCGCAGAGCACGAGGGGGCGAGGAAGAUGCAGAGGAAAGUGGAGAUGGUGGAGGAGAAGCUGGCACGCGUGCAGGCAGCCCUGCGGCGCCGGGCGGCAGACCUGCGUGACUCCCUGGUGCUGUCUGAGUUCCUGCAGGACCUGCAAGAGGAGGAGGCGCGGAGCCGGCAGGGACCCGCAGUGCCAGGGAGCAGGUGUUGUGGCUCGCAGGGGUCUUUUCCCCUGCCCUCGGCCCAGGCCGGGCAGCCGCCGAGCAGCGAGGACAUGAGCCGCCCCUUGGGAGAGCUGCAGGAGGCCGUGGAGAUGCUGAACGAUGCAGCGAAGGAGCGGGAGCGGGUCAUGGAGGUGGCGGCAGAGAUGGAGAGCCUGGAGCGCCUGGUGGCGGAGGUGUCCCCACACCUGGAGGCCCUUCGAUGCAGAGCCGAGGUGCUGGCUCGUGACACUGCCCAAGCAGAGAGCGGCUUCACCGCAGUGAAGAGCGAGAAGGACCUCCAGGGCCUGCAGGGCUUGCUGAGCCAGCAGCAGGAGAUGGAGCGUGCGGUGUCGGAGACCCUGCAGGGGCAGCUGGAGGAGCUGGAGAGGGCAGCUGCCCGCUUGCAAGAGCUCUGCCCUGCUCGGCUGUGCCCCGUCAGCCGGGAGGUGCAGGGGACGCUGUGGGCCUGGGCAGGGCUGCGGGAGCUGCUGCGGGAGACCCGGGCCCGCGUGCAGCAGGCCGGCCGGCUGCGGCACUUCUUCAAGGAUUACUUAGCCAUGAUCUCCUGGACAGAGGACACGCGGGCUCAGAUCUUCUCUGAAAGCCCAAGCGGCCACGGCCUCCCGGAGACUCCGUGUGAGGAGCUGGAGAGGAGGAUCGAAGGGAAGCUCAAGGAGUUUGAGGCGCUGGCAGCGUUGGGGCAGCAGCUGGUGUCUGAGGAGCACUGCCUGAGCGCCACAAUAAAGGAGCGCUUGGAGGAGCUGCAGAGCAUGCUGGGCUGGGUGCUGGUGCGCUGGCGAGCACAGAGGCACCAGCGGGACCCAGGAAGCAAGCAGGAGGACAGAAGGGACCAGGAGAGCCCCUCGGGCACGUCUCCCAUCAGCCAAGAGCAGUGUGCCCCGUGUGCUCGGCCCCGGCCAGAGAGCAUCCACAGCCCAGUGGAGUUCACGCCCUGCUCCCUCCUUGACCCUGUGCAAAGAUUGGAGCCACGGCUGCCAGCGGGAACAGCCAUCUCCCCAGCGGCAUCGCCCCUCUCAGAUGCCCCAUCAGGAGUGGAGCAGAGCUGGGGGGAGCCCAGCACCUCAACACCCCACGGUGCGGGACCCCCCGAGGAGGCUGUCAUCUGGGAUCCCGCCGAGGCCUCCAUGCUGCUGCUGCCACCGCGGGGCCCUGGUGGGCUGGGGGGGACAGUCAACCUCAUCCUCAGCAUCGGCAAGAAGGGCGAGAAGAAGAAGGCGCAGCCGGUGGCCAGCAGUGAGAGGCUGGGGGAGGAGGUGCUGCGGACGGCACAGGUGGAGGCCAGGAAAACCUCCGGCGUGAAGUGGCCACCCGCCAUUGCCCACCGCCCUCUGGCAUCCAGCAGCGGGACACCAGCCACCUCCCACACCCUGCCGAAGGCCGGGGCCGGCUGCCUCUUCAACAGCCUGCAGCGGCGGGAGAAGGCGAGGGCCGAGCAGGCCCGGCUGCUGACACUGCAGGGCAUCAUGGGCGCCAGCUCCCUGCAGCCCGCGCCCGAGGAGCGCCACGGCCCCAGCAACACGUGGCCUCAGAAGUGUGGCCGGAGGAAAGGGGGGCCAGGGGAAGCUGCUGCUGCUGCUGGACCCCGGCUCGGGGAGCUGCUGCUCUACGUCAGGAACCCACUGGUGCAGGACAUCGACGCCGAGUGCGGGGUAGCCCCCCGGGACACCCACCUCCCUGACCCAAAAACCACGUGCCCCCACCUUUCCCUGGGCUCCGUGCUCAACCUGGAGCUGCCCCGGGACGCGGUGGUCCUGGGGUGCCACCGAGGGGCCGUGGCGCUGCGUGAGGAGGCGGAGGGGCAGGAGCAGAGGCAGGGCGGGGGGGUGAGGCCAUGGGAGCCCACAGGCACGCAUGGGGCUGGAUGGCAGGAGGAGGUAGAUGUGGAUGGGCACAGUCCCCAGGGGCCCGGCGAGGGGCUGGGGACAUCCCCCAAGAGCGAGCAAGGAACGUGGUUCGAGGAGGUGAGCUUCAACCCCAGCUACAGCCAGCAAAGGGCACACCGUGCUGCGGAGGAGCACUGGAGCCCGCGGCGCCCCAGCAGUGCCGGUGAAGACCUCCUGGACUUCAGACCAAGCCGGCCAUCCGAUGUCGGUGUGCUGCACGAGCGGAUCAGCAGGGAGGGGGACAAGCUGGCUGCCCGGCUGGGCCAGGACGGCAGCCCCGGCGCCAGCGGCAGGGCCAGGCAUCGCGAAGCUGCUCGGCUGGAGCUCGGGCCGUCCCCUGCUGGCAUCUCAGGCAAGGCAGGAGCCGUCCCUGGCACUGCCCGCACACAGCGGCCAGCCGGCAGCAGCCAGCCUGGAGGGUCCCCAGCUUCCCCUGCUGCCCCCACCCAGCUCUCUGUCUUCGAGUGGGCGCUAGGGACCUCCCAGCCCCCCAGCCCAGUGUCGGGCGCCAGGGAGGUUUGCCGCCCUGCCCACGGGCAGUUUGAGGAAGAGGAGGAGGAGCUGCAGGCCAUCUGGGACAGGGCGGGCGAGCAGCAGGCACCGAGACCGCCGGCAGGCAGCCGUGCCCACCACCAGCCGGGGAGCGGGGCAGGCAGCCUGCCCAGCCCUGAUGCCACCGCUGGCGGGCCCCUCAUCCUCUCGUCAGCCAACAAUGUGCUAGUGGCCAAGUUCACCCUUCCUGCCGCCGCCCGGCUCCUCCACAGCCCGUCGGGAGAGAAGAGCCCAGGCGUGGGGCACAGCGGCGGUGGCAGUCCCAGUGGGCAUGGGGCAUCCCCCCGCAUGGAGGAGCUGGUGUCUGCAGCCCCCUUGGACAGCCCCAGCGCCUGGGAUCGGCGGAGGCAUGGGGAAGAGGAGAGAGAGGGCAGCAAGGCCCCUCCCGGUAAAACGGAGUUUCAGAUGAUGGAGGGGACGCUGGAAAGGAAGCACGUGUUGCAGACAGGAGGGAGGAAGGCCAACUGCCGGGCCUGGGGCCUCUUCCAUGCCGUGCUGAUGAGGCAGACGCUGUGCUUCUACCAGGACCGCAGGGACAGCCUCAAGAGCUCCGUGGUGGCCCUUCCCCUGAACCUCUCCGGGGCGGUCUGCACCCCGGAUGCCGAGUACACCAAGAAGACCAACUGCUUCAGGCUACAGCUGCGGGAUGGCUCCGAGUACCUCCUGAGGGCCCCCUCCCAGCCCCUCAUGAACGAAUGGGUCUCCAAGCUGCAGCAAAACUCAGGUUUCCCCGAAGUGGAUUACUUCCAGGCGGCAGCACAGCGUGUCGAGGGCACCGGCAGUGCUGGGGGUUUCAGCAAGGUCCCCAGCCCUGGGAGCUCCCACCUCCAGGGGCAUCAUCAGGUCGCGACCACCAAGAGCCAGGAGAUCGUGGUGCUACCCCGCUCAAACGCCCGGCUACAGCGGCCUCUGGGCAGCCAGGAUGGCCCAGCCCAUGGGGCUGUGGCAGCAGCAGAGGAUGCUCGUGGGGCCGGGCACAGGGACCAGCAAUGGUCAUCCAGGGAGUCCCCCGGGCUGUGGGACAACAGCUGCCAAGAAGACGACUACGGGCUGGUGGCCAACAAGAGGAGGUCCUACUCCUUCACCUCAGCCACCUACCAGAAGAUCACCCCGGUGGCCAUGCCUAAGGAGCCGGUGGAGGCUGGGAGCAGCUACUCAGUCACGUUGUACAUCGGGGAACAAGCACCGGCUGUGCCUCGGGCACGCUGCCACUCCUUUGUGGCCCAGCCGGGGAGCCCGCGGGACAUUCUGGGGGAGAAGACCCCCAGCCCCCCUCGCCCCAAGAACAAAUCCGUCUUCAAGAAAUUCUUCGGGAAGAAGGAGUGAGCCCUAGCCGAGGGGGAGAAAAGCCCUAGCCUGUCCUUUAUCCUCCUCUGGGGUGCCAUCCUGGCAUGGUCUCCACUCCCAGCACCAGCUCACCACUUGCCACCUCCCCGGGGGAGAGAGGCUGCAGCAAGCGGCUCCUCUCCAGCCGGCCCCGGGGCUGCACCGCGCCCCAGCCACUGCAGCCCCCGGCCUCAGCCCGGCGCUGAGCACCCCUCCUGCCCACCCGCCAGGUGCUCUCCCUGGGUGCCGCUGGCUCCCUAGACAUCCUGCCGACACGCAGCACAAGCA
Gymnogyps californianus (California condor) is the source of this 6945-nucleotide messenger RNA. It is a transcript of the gene MYMX, whose product is annotated as myomixer, myoblast fusion factor. Bases 1 to 6657 code for a protein of 2218 amino acids. Gene Ontology annotation, molecular function: actin filament binding; phospholipid binding. The transcript is spliced from 33 exons. Gene Ontology annotation, cellular component: cell junction; cell projection; plasma membrane. Lineage: Eukaryota; Metazoa; Chordata; Aves; Accipitriformes; Cathartidae. Gene Ontology annotation, biological process: actin cytoskeleton organization; muscle cell development. The record is from RefSeq and is a predicted model, not a curated record.